CCGCUUUCUCUCCCUUCCUAUAGCAUGUAGACGCGCACUCGCUCCCCGUCUCCCCGUCUCCCGUUAUCAGCACAAGAGCCAUGGAUCAGAAGCGCAAACAGAACGAGCAGAGCGAUUUGUUCGCCGGCUUCAGUACGGCGUACAAAUCGUUCGCCACAGAAGCCAUUCACAUCGGGCAGGAACCGGAGCAAUGGAAAUCAAUGGCUGUGGUGCCGCCGAUUUCUCUUUCUACAACGUUCAAGCAGCUCGCACCAGGAAACCAUGCCGGGUAUGAAUACAGCCGGAGUGGAAACCCCACAAGAAACUGUCUUGAGACGGCUGUGGCUGCUUUGGAUGGAGCAAAGUAUUGCAUUGCGGUGGCCUCUGGGCUGGCGGCCACAGUAACCAUCACUCACUUGCUCAAGUCGGGUGACGGAAUCGUCUGCAUGGAUGACGUGUACGGAGGCACAAACCGCUACUUCCAAAGAAUUGCAACUGAAGGCGGUCUGGAGGUGUCCUUCGCUGACUUUACAAAGCCGGAGCUGCUCAAGGCCGCUCUGAAGGCCAACACCAAACUGGUGUGGAUUGAGACACCCACCAACCCCAUGAUGAAGGUGGUUGACAUAAAGGCUUGUUCUGAGGUGGCCCAUGAAUACAACAAAGACAUCGUGGUGGUUGUGGACAACACCUUCAUGUCUGCCUACUUCCAGCGUCCUUUGGCUUUGGGUGCUGAUAUCUGCAUGUAUUCAGCGACCAAAUACAUGAACGGGCACAGUGACGUGGUUAUGGGUCUGGCCUCAAUGAACCGGGAUGAUCUGUAUGAGCGACUGAAGUUUCUGCAAAAUGCUCUGGGCUGCGUACCGUCUCCCUUUGACUGCUUCCUGUGCAACCGAGGACUGAAGACGCUACACCUGCGGAUGGAGCGCCAUUUCAAGAACGCCAUGGCCGCCGCAAAGUUUCUGGAGGCAGAUGCCAGGGUGGAGCGAGUCAUUUUCCCAGGCCUGCCCUCUCACCCCCAGCAUGCAGUGAUGAAGAAACAAUGCACUGGAUGCCCGGGGAUGAUCACCUUCUACAUUAAGGGGAAACUCGAGCACGCCACGGCCUUCCUCAGUAACCUCAAAUUAUUUGCGAUAGCUGAGAGUCUUGGUGGCUACGAAAGUUUAGCAGAACAUCCGGCGAUUAUGACCCAUGCGUCGGUUCCAGAAAAAGAGCGGAUUGUCCUGGGCAUCAGUGACACACUCAUCCGACUCUCUGUGGGUCUGGAGGAUGAGGAAGACAUCAUUGAAGACCUGAAUCAAGCACUGGCUGCUGCUCACCCAAAGACCAAGUGAGAUCAACAGGGGCUGAAGUUGAAGUCUGAGUCGGUAAGAAGACCGGAGCUACCAGAAGUCUCAAAUCCUGGCCGAUCAACACUUGGUACCUAGUAUCAACGCUCUAAAGUUGGAGAUCAAACUAUCAGCGAUCAACUUACAAAAUACAAAUCCUGCGCUCGGUGGAUCAUUUAUAUACCUUUUUAAAUGAGAAUUGUUUUGAUGCCUAUUUUACUUUGCCAUUAUUUGUAAUCUAAUUACAAAUGGAUUUGCUAUGUUGGAGGGAUGUUAAUGGGGUGUUUAUUCAAUGAAGGCUAAAAUCAUUUAAUUAUUUAGAGUUAGAAAAUCUUUCCAGGAAACUUAUUUACUGUAGACCAUUCUCCCAAUAUCACUGCAGCUGUAAUCUGUAUUUAUAAUGUUUUAAUUAUAGCUGGCAUAGUUUCCUCUGCGAACAAAUGUGUUGAUGAUCCCAUUAGGUUCCCAGACUCAAACAGGCGAAGCUAAUGUCCCCAUCUACUGUCAAAGAACAACAAAUGGGUCUUUUCUGUCAACUUCUGUUUUCACAUCCAUAAUCCAAAUCAUUUUAUUAACAAACAAAAUCUCCUUUCAAACAUACUGACCAGAAAUCUUGUGUUUUUGCUUAAAUAAUAUUGAUGAUCGAUAUUAUUCUAUAAGUAUAUGCUUGGUCAUGAAGAGAAGAAUCCUGUUCCUCAUGUUUGAGACUAAUCCGGACAUGAAUUAGUUGUAGAUAAAUUGGUGCCUGAGUGAGUAUUUUGUAGGCAUGUGUCUUGUUCAGAGCUGUUUCCCUGCAACAACUGAAGGCUGUUACAGGAGUAUUUCUCCUAGGUGUUUCUAAUAAUGCGUUAGGGUGGACUGAAAACGCUAAAUUUCCCCCAGGUCUGAAAAAAAAAAAAAAAAAAGUCAGAAUAAAUGUGUCACUGAGCCUCUCGCCCAUAGUCCCAUCCCUCCCCAAGAAUACGCUUCAUUUGGGACAAAUCACUUGCGAUCAAUUGUCAUUUAUAUAACUGAGAAAUCACUUGCGAUCAAUUGUCAUUUAUGUAACUGAGAAAUCCAUUAAAAUGAGUUUGCAGUAAAA
Molecule: messenger RNA, 2385 nt
Organism: Pungitius pungitius (ninespine stickleback)
Lineage: Eukaryota; Metazoa; Chordata; Actinopteri; Perciformes; Gasterosteidae
Product: cystathionine gamma-lyase-like
Exons: 12
Coding region: 81-1310 (409 amino acids)
Biological process (GO): transsulfuration
Cellular component (GO): cytoplasm
Molecular function (GO): carbon-sulfur lyase activity; pyridoxal phosphate binding
Source: RefSeq, a predicted model, not a curated record